CUUCUGCUACUCUUCUUCCUUCUCUUAGCUUCCAUCGCCAAUCCUCUCACCCUUCCACCGGACCGCCGGCAGUCACUAGCCUCUCUUCCUCUCAGCCGCACACCCUAUUCCCCCUUUUGGGGUUUUCAUCUCUUAUUCUACACAACAGCCGCUGGCACCAUCUCAAACAAGCUGCCAUUCUCAACCAUCAUUCCAUGGAAAAUCAGAAAGGGAAAGCACAGAGAUAAGAGCAGCCAUUCAACAGACAAGAAAAAAGGGGCUAAUCGGUUCGUGAGCGCUGCGCUGCCAAAAAAAAAAAAAACAAAAACAGUAAGGAAAUCGAAUGGGAAGAAGCCCAAGCCCAAACUAAGAGUGCAGCUUACAAUUCAAGAGCGCAUUGACUAUCCCAGCCCAAUUACUGACGAUCGAUUUGUUUCCCUUUCUUUGUUGCCUCAGUGAAAACAUAACACAGCACCCGAACUCUUUCCGGCCGAAUUUUUGGUGGGUAACCAUGAGAGAAAUCGUCACCAUCCAAGUCGGAGGUUUCGCUAACUUCAUCGGCUCUCACUUCUGGAACUUCCAGGAUGAAAUGCUCGGAUUGGCGGCGGACCAAACCGCUGAUUCAGUGUUCAAGGCGCAGAAUCUGAACAUGGACGUGCUUUACCGUACUGGUGAGACGCAGCAGGGAACUCUUACUUAUACCCCUCGGCUUCUCUCGGUUGAUUUUCAUGGAUCCCUUGGAUCUAUGAGUUCGCUUGGUACGUUGUAUAAUGAUGGUUUCUCUGCCCCAGCUGAUGUUAUUACAUGGACUGGUAAUGUUUCCACUCAUGCAUCAGAACCUCGGAAGAAGAACUUGUUCUUGCAAAGUUUGUAUCAGGAAGAGAAUAGUAUUAAUGGUGGUAAAGAUGAUUCUCUAAAUCAAAUUCCACAAAAAGAUAUAGUUGAUUGUUUAGAUAAGGAUGUCCACUGUUGGACAGACUUCUCAAAAGUCCAUUUUCAUCCCCAGAGUUUAUACGAAUUAAAUGGUUUAUGGAUGGACAUUCAAGAAUUUGACAAUUAUGGAAUUGGAAGGGAUGUGUUCUCUGAGAAUUUAAGAGGAGAAGAAAUUUGUGACAGGCUUCGGUUUUUUGUUGAAGAGUGUGAUCAUAUCCAGGGUUUUCAAUUCAUGGUGGAUGACUCAGGAGGUUUUUCUGCUAUAGCAGCUGAUUUUCUAGAAAAUAUUGCAGAUGAAUACACAAACACUCCAGCGUUGCUCUAUACAGUCCGUGGUUCUGGUUCUCAUUUGAAUCUGAGAAGCAGGAAGCAGAAGGUUGUCAGAGAUCUUCAUGAUGCAGUAUCAUUUUCAAGACUAGCAUCCUUCUCUAAAAUGAUUGUGCCAAUUGGUUUACCAUUCUUGAGUGAAAGUAAGGUUUCAUCUUUCCUCCAUAUUGAAGAUGAGAAGCCUUACCAUUGCAGUGCAGUGUAUGCUGCUGCCCUACACUCUGCAAGUCUUCCAUUUCGGAUGGAAAUGCCUGGUCCGACAGCAGAUUCAUCUGAGAUUUGUGGUGCCAUUGAUGUAAAUGGGAUUGUACAAAUGCUAGCAGGGCAAGCAAGACAGAAUAUGGUGGCUAUUCUGGAUGUCACAAUGCCAGCACCUGGUUUAACUGGGACAGAGGAUCAACAGUCUUUGCUUGGGAAUCUACAGUCACUGACACCAGAAGUAGUGGAAGAUGCUGAAGAUUUGCAGGUUGUAGAAUCCCUUAUUGUACAAGGAGCAUUUACAGAAGGAGAUCAUCGAGCUUCAGUGUCUGAAGUAAAAAAUGCAGUUCAGGCUGCAUAUGAACGUGCAACCACAAGGCCUAUGUUCUGCCACCUCUCCACUGCUCUCUGUCCUCUUCCAAUACCAUUGCCAUUUCCAUCAAUCUUUGGGAAUCUUAUUGGUCAGCAAGGUGAGCUAUUAGGAAGCCCAAUCUUAGGAUCUCAAUCAAGGGGAUCACUCGAUGUCCAUUCCAUCCCCAUGGCAGCUAGACUACGUUCUAGCAGUGCCGUCCUGCCAUUUCUGGAAAACAGACUGGAGAAUCUUCGUAAGUUUGGUAUAAACCGGGGAGCUCCUGGGACUGAAUUACUCAGAAGCUGGGGCUUUGGAAAGGAUGAACUUGAAGACUUUGGAGAGACACUGUCUAAGAUGGUUAUGACGCUCAAACCUGAUUUUGAAAGAUCAUCUGAUUCAGAUUAAGUUGCUAACAGAUGUGAAACGACUGAGACUUCAAAUUUUGCUCUCAUUUUUAUUGCAUUCUAACCUAUAUUCCUUGGUGAUUUUUUGGAAGAAAAAGAAUGCUCAAGACUUGAGGACGGAGAGAGUCAUUCUCGUUGUAUGCGUAUGGAUAGAGAAAAUGUAUCGUAUUAGCUUAAGAUAUGUGUUCAGACUUCUAUUUUACUGUAUUGGAGUCUCUGUUUUGGGCUUUGGUUUUGAGACAUUGAAAUUUGCUUUUAGAAAAUCAUAAAAUUUCAGACGAAUG
Rubroshorea leprosula is the source of this 2477-nucleotide messenger RNA. The record is from the annotation of a GenBank genome assembly. NCBI's taxonomy places the organism in Eukaryota, Viridiplantae, Streptophyta, Magnoliopsida, Malvales, Dipterocarpaceae.